Molecule: messenger RNA, 976 nt
Organism: Odontomachus brunneus
Lineage: Eukaryota; Metazoa; Arthropoda; Insecta; Hymenoptera; Formicidae
Exons: 6
Coding region: 445-837 (130 amino acids)
Source: RefSeq, a predicted model, not a curated record
UGGUGAUGGAGGAAGUUAGUAUAUUUAAAAAUUCAUAAAAUAAGGACCAAACGCAUUUCAGUCUGUAUUCAGACCCUCUUCAGUGGUAUAUAGACGAAAUAACAAACAAAAACUUUAAUAUGGACGGAUAUCGAAUUAUCAUGUUACAAAUUGUUUAAAUUUACUUGUCGGCUAUCCCAAAUUAGAGGUUAGAGGCGAUCCCAAAUUACUUAUCGUUGCUAAGAGUAUUAUACUUUUGCAAAAAAACGCCAUUUUGUACAAAUGUUAAGAUAAGAAGAUAAACGAUGUUUAAUAAACUGUAUUGUGACGCACAUGUCAUCCUGAAUCGACUAUAAAUACGCGGCAGCAAUUUGGAUACCAUACAGUGCGCAAUAAAAAGACCCUCGUAGCACAUUUCAUACUUUCUUCGAUAUACUUGGAAAAAUACUUGGAAAAUCAGAAAUAAUGCAGAUUUCGGUGAUUAUUAUAUUUGUGCUUGCCACUGCGAUAAUGACUUACGGUUACAAUGUUGACAUACUGAAAAAAUUCUACGAUAAUUUCGCAAUGUGCAACAAAAAGUUGUGCACGUCGCCGACUGAGUUCAGUGUCGAAGCAGUCCAUUGCGCGUUGCUUAACGAUGGCGAGAUGAUUAACGUGAACGGCGAGUUCACAACUAAUAUAGUUCUACGGAGACUUGGCGAUUACAUUUCCGAAGCAAGCAGAUUAGAACGGGCGCGUGCGAUACAUAUCACGUGCCGUAAAAGAGUGAUUAAAACUGGAGCGACCGGUUACGAGCAAACACAAAAAACAAUCGCGUGCAGUAUGCCAAUUAAGGACUUGAUUGACAAAAUGAAUUAAAAACGCCAACCAGAUACUUUUUCAAGAAAACGCUAACUGCACGCUCCCGAGUCGUCCCUAUAAUCUUACGUAUAUAUUCCUUCUAUGUCAAAUUGUAUGUGCCUUAAUGAUUGAAUAAAGUACGUUUGACGAAACGAAA